CUACGCUAAUGAUAUUGCAGCUUGAACUACUACGCCGCAACUGAAAGUGUCGUUCUUCUCAAGCUGGCGCAUGCCCUGAGCGCAAUCAGUAAAGACGACUGAAGCGAGAACCUUACUAUCUCCACUGAAAGGUUCCGAGGGUAACCUCACCACCCUCGCAGCUUGCAAUAAUAUUCAAGCCGAUGAUCCUCUACAGCACGCGACGACGUCUAGCACCUAACAUAGCCGUGCGAGGCCGUCCCUUAAUGAGGGACUUCUACAGGCCCAUCCCGAAGCCAUAUAGGCCGCGCUUGCGAACAGCAGUGCAGAGACGAAUUGGGAGUUUCUGCACACAACCUCACCUCACCCCUCCAACCCCACUACAGUUUUUGUUUUAUUACCUAUGUGUUAGCCACGGCAAGGCUGGAGUAUCAGGAAGAAAGACGGACGGACGGGACAUGCUUGACGCCCGAUGAUGAUUUGCGAAUACCCACUACUCUACUGAAUAAUGCAAUGCAAUGAAUGAC
Molecule: messenger RNA, 506 nt
Organism: Aspergillus neoniger CBS 115656
Lineage: Eukaryota; Fungi; Ascomycota; Eurotiomycetes; Eurotiales; Aspergillaceae
Exons: 1
Coding region: 183-455 (90 amino acids)
Source: RefSeq, a predicted model, not a curated record